This is a messenger RNA of Dicentrarchus labrax (European seabass), 2092 nucleotides long. Its product is annotated as apelin receptor B-like. Lineage: Eukaryota; Metazoa; Chordata; Actinopteri; Moronidae. The coding region runs from base 110 to 1183 and encodes 357 amino acids. Gene Ontology annotation, molecular function: G protein-coupled receptor activity. Gene Ontology annotation, cellular component: membrane. The record is from RefSeq and is a predicted model, not a curated record. The transcript has a single exon. Gene Ontology annotation, biological process: G protein-coupled receptor signaling pathway; immune response.
GAAGCAGCAACAGACUUCAGAGUGCUGACAGCUACUGUGGAUCUAUCUGAACCAAACAUAGAUUUUUCUUUCUCUUUAAAAAAGGAUAAGAAGAGAAGAGAGAACAGAAAUGGAGCCAACUGAAGGUACUUAUGACGAGUACUACGACUACGAGGAGACAGAAAACUCUUCCAUGUGUGACUAUUCUGAGUGGACACCGUCAUACUCCGUCAUCCCGGUGCUGUACAUGCUUAUUUUCAUCCUCGGCCUCUCUGGAAAUGGGGUGGUCAUCUUCACCGUGUGGCGUGCCCAGGGUAAGAGGAGAGCUGCUGACGUCUACAUCGGCAACCUGGCCCUGGCUGACCUCACCUUUGUAGUCACUCUGCCACUGUGGGCCGUUUACACUGCCAGGGGCUACCACUGGCCCUUCGGCGUGGCCCUGUGCAAGAUCAGCAGCUACGUGGUCCUGCUCAACAUGUAUGCCAGUGUCUUCUGCCUCACCUGUAUGAGCUUCGACCGCUACCUGGCCAUCGUCCACUCCUUGUCCAGCACCCAGCUGCGCACCCGAGGCCACACUCAAGCCUCGUUGACAGCUAUCUGGCUGCUGUCUGGUCUCCUGGCUGCCCCGACUCUGAUCUUCCGCACCACCAAAUACGACCCAACCAGCAACCUCACGUCCUGCGCCAUGGACUUCAGCCUGGUGGCAACCAAGAAAGAGCAAGAGAAUCUGUGGAUUGCUGGACUCAGCAUCUCCUCCUCAGCUUUGGGCUUUCUCCUACCUUUCUUGGCAAUGAUGGUGUGCUACGGCUUCAUUGGCUGCACCAUCACUCGCCACUUCAACACUCUGCGCAAAGAGGACCAGCGUAAGAGGAGGCUGCUGAAGAUCAUCACCACGCUGGUGGUGGUGUUUGCCGCCUGCUGGAUGCCCUUCCACGUCGUAAAGAGUGCUGACGCCCUCUCCUACCUGGACUUGUUUCCUGACACCUGUGCCUUCCUACGCUUCCUGCUGCUGGCUCACCCGUAUGCCACCUGCCUGGCCUACAUCAACAGCUGCCUCAACCCCUUUCUUUACGCCUUCUUCGACCUGCGCUUCAGAUCCCAGUGUCUGUGCCUACUCAACCUGAAGAAGUCCUUGCAUGCGAUCCCCCCAAGCUCCCUGUCCUCUCAGAAGACAGAGGCUCAGUCUCUGGCUACGAAGGUGUGACGACAGCUGAGGGCCCAGAUGCAUGCUGGGGAAGAGGUGAACAAUGCCAAACAAUGCAGGUGAAUCAAAACUUUACAGCGCUGGGUGCUUGCCCGCAGAGCGUCUGUGGUCAGUUUCAGGGUGUCACCUUUGCUCCUCUCUGACUGCUAAAGACGACUGUCAGGAUCGUGGUUUUGGGGUCUGACCACAAUCAAGCUCCAGCCUCACUUACAGUGGCAGGACAGCAAAACUGAACUACUUAAUACAGGGGACCAAGCCUGAACCAUGAACUAUUUCUUUUUUUUUUUUAAAGUGGAAUGUAUUUUAAAAAGACAUGCUCAUGUGUUUCUCUUGGUUCUUCUGUGGACUUUAUGCAAAAUACUGAGCUUUGAACUCUGUCCUCAAGUCCAGAUGAAGUGUAUUCCUCAUGUAUUUGACCCCCGCUGUUCGUGUUUUCAUUUGUAAGCACUUGACUUGAGGUGUGAUUUCUGUCAGACAACCCCGCUCUCCAGCUCAGUCUGUAGUAUCUGCAUCACAGCCAGCAGUGUGACGUGUGUGUGUGUGUGUGUGUGUGUGUGUGUGUGUGUGUAGGAAGGGUGUGCCAGCCAGUAAGAGGUGUUGGAGUCUGAUAAGAGUGUUGUAAGCAGAGACAGAGAUAGUGGGAGGGGGGGUAGGGAGUCCCAGGCAGACAGACAGAUGGCAGCUGACAAAUGUUUUCAGGCUGGUGGAGGGUCCAAUUAAAAGGUGACUGCUUUGACAGUCUGCUGGUGUGUAUGUGUCUGUGUGUGUGUGAAGGAAUGAGUUUGUUGAGUGUCAGAAUGACAAUGAAUUUGUUCCUGACAAAUAUAUGAAAGCAUUUUGUGAAUACACAUUAUUUUAAAUCGAUGUUUAUGAUUUGUAAUAAAAAAAGGUGCUUUGAAAAAACACAAA